This is a messenger RNA of Eruca vesicaria subsp. sativa (arugula), 2280 nucleotides long. NCBI's taxonomy places the organism in Eukaryota, Viridiplantae, Streptophyta, Magnoliopsida, Brassicales, Brassicaceae. The record is from the annotation of a GenBank genome assembly.
AUGAGUAACAACGACGGCGACGAUUCUCAGAAGCCGGAGACUUCCGACGGAGUUGUCUCCCGAUCAGCUCGGACCUCGCUUCAGGCCGUCUCUGACUGCCUCCGGGCCAUUUCCUCUGGUGCUUCCACCGUCGCUCGCUCCGCCGCGUCCGCCGCUUCUUCCGUCGUUAACCGAGACACUAAUCACGACCAGGUACUGUGGGCAGGGUUUGAUAAGCUAGAGAAAGAGGAUGGAGAUACUCGGAGAGUUCUUCUACUUGCGUUUCACUCUGGUUUCCAAAUUUGGGAUGUUGAAGAUACUGACAACGUCCAUCUCAUUGUCUCUGCUCAUGACGAACAUACGGCCUUUAUGCAAAUGCUACCCUACCCGCUAGUCUUCCAGGAUGUAGCCGAUGUGUUCUUUGAGAGCCGACCGCUUUUGGCUGUGUGUGGUGACAGUUCUUGGGUUGAGAUUUUGGAUAAGGAGAGCGCUUCUGCUGAAGAUGGAACCAUUGUGCCUACACAUGUGAAUGUCUACUCGCUAAAGUCUCAGUCUUAUGUUCAUACGUUGAAGUUCGAGUCUGUCAUCUAUACCAUUAGGUGCAGUUCUCGGAUCGUUGCUGUGCUACAAGCUGAUCAGAUACAUUGCUUUGAUGCUAAGACGUUGGCAGAGGAUUACACGAUUGACACUAACUCCAUCGCGUAUGGCUCCUUGGGUGUUGGAUAUGGUCCUCUUGCUGUUGGGCCACGAUGGAUUGCUUAUAGCGCAAGUCGUAUUGCUGAGUCCGCCUCCACAAUUUUCACUUCAGAACAUGUCCCACUGGCAUCAUCACCCGGUGUUGCACAAUUUGCAAUAGAAUCCGGCAAACAUAUUGCUUAUGGGAUUGCGAGGCUUGGAAGCAAAGGGUUCAAGUCAUUAGCUUGGAUGCCCAAUCCGUAUAUUCCUGGUUUAAAGGGCAUUCCCAACAAAGCACCAGACGCCAAUAGCAUAGGAGUGGUUAUAGUCAAUGAUGUCAUAAACAAAAGCGUGAUAUCUCAGUUUAAGGCACACAAGAAUCCGAUUGCGGCUUUGAGCUUUGAUCCAAGUGGGAUGCUUUUGGUGACUGCUUCGACUCAGGGCCACAAUAUUAACGUCUUCAAAAUAUUGCCGAGAACCUCUAACACUAGUGAUGCGAGCAAAGAGGCUUUUAUGCAUCUCUUCAUCCUCCAGCGUGGUUAUACUUAUGCGGUGAUACAAGACAUCAGUUUCAGCAAUGAAAGCAGUGUGAUAGUGGUUAGCUCAUCAAGAGGGACAAGCCAUCUGUUUGAGAUUAAUCCCAAAAGGGAGGGGCCUAUUCCUGUUCCUCUAUCAGCUGUUAGUAGGAUAAGAAGCGCAAACAUCAGCGGAUGGAUUGGUACAGUGAGCGGUGCUGCAGCUGCAGCAAUGGGGACAGUGAGCGCUGCAGCAGCUGGAAUAGUUGGAGGAGGAGGAGGAGGAGAAGGCUCUCUUCCGGGUUCAACCACAUCAACUUUCUCUUACUGCAUUGAACAAAACAAGAACGAUCAAUAUGGUUCUUCUGAUAAUAGCUCAGAGAGGAAUCUUCUGGUUUUUGCUCCUACUGGAUGGAUGACACAGUAUGCGUUAAACCCAGCUGGGGAUGGUGAUGAGGCUUUGGGGAUUGAUUCUGAGUCUGUUCAAGAGACUGAAGGACCGGUUGUGGCAAAACGAAGGUGGUCCAUGAUCCAGAACCGAUCUAGAAGAGAGAUGCAAGGUCAACAGAGUGACAUAUAUGGAGGUGGAGCAACUUCGGCUUCUGAGGCACCUUGGAAAGUAACUAAGAAAGGAAAUGCCCCACGUGUGGAGGAUAACCAUCAGCUGUACGUGUCUGAAGCAGAGUUGCGAAUGUAUCAGCCGACUAAGCUACCCUUAUGGGAAUGUCAGAAUUGUAGGUUUCAGAAGUUGGUAUUUGGUGUGGAUGAAGAGAGUAAUGGUGGAGGAGGAGGAGGAGGAGGGGAGAUGGAGAUUGAAAGAAUCCAAACUCAAACGAUUGACGCAAAAGCAAAAGAGUUGCGUCCAGUCUGGGGUUGAAGAGGAGGGGAGAUGGUGAUACUGUUUCUGGUUUACUGGUAAGUGGCCACAAACUCAGCUUCAAGUUCAACAAUAGAAGAAGAAAAAUAACUGUGGAAAAAAUUGUAUAGAAUAGGAAAAGAAAAGUGACAUACCUUUUAGAUGUAAAUAGCGAGCAGUACAGUCUUCAUUUGUUACAGAUUGACCCCCCAUUACAUUGAUUCAUGAACUGCAUCUUCUUAGGAUGUAAAACGU